ACUGCAACCAAUAUUGUGCAAAAGUGAAUGAAAUGCUCGCAAAAAUAAAACAAUUUAAUCCUCAAAAUCAGUGAAAUGGGAUUAUUUAUUUUCCUUAGAUAAGUUUUUUUUUAUUAAAGCUGCUUACAGAUGUUUUUAAUUUAUCUUAUUCAUGCUUAACUUAGAUUUCGCUUAAAGUUUGUUGCAUAGUGUAACUUUUGACACAGGUGACAGUUCACGACGAAAAAAUAAACAUAAACAAAAGUCAAAAACUUGGCGCGCGAAUGUUUCCUCAUGACAACAUUCAUUCACAAAACUAAGAUUUUUAUUUAGCUGAUUUUCUGUGUAUUUCCCCCGAAAAUGAAUGCAACUCAAGAGUUCAUUCGGAGGCAAAUGGGAGUGGGAAAAAGGAGGAGAAAUUAUGAUAUUGCCCUAAGUAGGCUUGGUGUUCAUCGUACGGAUAAUUGGAAAGGACUAAUAAGUACAAUUGGAAUUGAUGUUGAAUACAAUGUCCUUCCGCCAAUAUAUGCGGCAAAAUUUGCAAAUACCGAAAAUUCCUAUCAUCUCCUGGCACUUGCAAAUGAGGAUGGAAAGAUUGCAAUUCAUGACACAGACAAAAUUCUUUUUGACGAGGAGAUUGCUCGUCAACACCACCAAUUGUCUGGGUAUCAGUGCCACAACAAUGCGGUGUGUGAUAUCGCUUGGAUGCCGGGUGAGAUGAAGCUCGUGUCAGCGUCCAGUGAUAGCAAUUCGUGCCUCUGGGACGUGAGUAAUGGGGAAUUUGUACACGUACGUACAUUUGCUGGUCAUACACGAAGUGUGAAAACAGUUGCAUUUCGCCAAGAGGAUUCUGCUGUAUUUGCCACCGGUGGACGCGAUGGGGCUAUCUUGAUAUGGGAUACACGAGUUCUGCCGUCGGUGGAUCAAAUUCCUCGUGCAGACAAUUGCAUCUUCAGUGGUCACGCGGAGUACCAUGAAAAUCGACUGAAGAAGACUCAUACCACGAAUGCGUACAAGAGUAGUAUUACAGGAUUGGGAUUUCAAGAUGAACAAACCCUCAUUUCGUGUGGUUCUGGAGAUGGUGUUGUGAAAGUUUGGGAUCUCCGUAGGAACUACACAGCCUACAAGAAGGAGCCAUUGCCUAAGCAUAGUCUACCCUACGGUGGAUCCACUACAUUUAAGGGCUUUACAAAUCUCGUGGUAGAUUCUAAGCGUUUCCGGUUGUAUGUAAAUUGCAUGGAUAACACAAUCUACUGCUACAACAUAUCUACGUACAACCAGAAACCCCUGCAGAAGUACGUUGGAUUCAAAAACGGCAGCUAUUACAUCCGUGCCUGUCUCAGUCCCGAUGGUCAGUACCUUGUAAGUGGAAGUAGUGACGAGAAGGCCUAUGUGUGGAAUGUCGAUAAUCCCUCACCCCUCGCCGUGCUGUGUGGUGGGGAAAAAAUGAAUGCAUCGGGUGAUGUGGAAAUGAGCUGCGUUGCUUGGAGUCAAUCGCGGGAUUUGCGUAUUGUCACGUGCACAGAUGAUGGAAGGCACAAGAUUUGGCGUGUUGGACCAUCGGACGCAGAUGCACCGAUGCGGAGUUCCUACCGCCAGUGGGCACAAAUGCUGCCACAUUGUGAGAAGAAGGUUGAAAAGGUCAACAAGACGUGCAAAACUUGGUGGAGUAAUGGUGGAAGUACGCCCAGUUCAAGUGGACGCGUCGCCCAGAAGAGGACUUUCGCUGAAAUUGAUGAUGAUUGUGGGGAAAUGGACUUUGGGGAGGUGAAACGGUGUCACAUUGAACCCAAGGGACGACGUCUUUUCCCCACAACACUCCCAGCAAAUGCGACAAUUGAAAAUUCCUCAAAUGAACAAAAAUCUCCGGUGAAGAGCCCGACUGUGUCUUCACCACUAUCUGAACGUGUUAACGUAAUAGCAUCUUCGGAUGCAGCAGCAUCAUCUCACGUGAAUGUCCUUCUCUUCUCACCAACAUCCAAUCUCCCCAAUUAUGUGGUGGACGGACAAGCACCGCAUUUACGGGUAAUAUCACCGAAGAGAAAAUCAAAGGAAAAUGUGGAUUGGCUCACGCGAAUUCGUAAGCAGAAAUUGCAGCAAGUUUCAGCUGCUCUCGGAGCGGCAAGUGACGGGGAGUCAUCUGCAGGACCCUCAUCACCAAGGGUGCAUACACUUAGGGAUGAAGAUGCAACUGUACACUGUAAUUCUUCAACCCCGCGACGACGUUCCUCACGAUCUAGCUCAACAUCAGAUAGGCCACGUACGCCAAGUAAUAGAAAUGGAACAGAAUCAAUUUUGAGAUUCUUAACACCCACAACGUCCACAACGACCUCACCGAAGCGCAAAUAGGCAGCUGCCCAACGUGUAUUGUAUUAAAUACCUACUUGUUUGUUUAAUGCAAUUUUAUUUAGUUAAUAAAAAUGCUGCAGGAAGGGUUGAGAUGAGAAAA
This is a messenger RNA of Lutzomyia longipalpis, 2428 nucleotides long. It is a transcript of the gene l(2)dtl, whose product is annotated as protein lethal(2)denticleless. The record is from RefSeq and is a predicted model, not a curated record. Gene Ontology annotation, molecular function: protein-macromolecule adaptor activity; protein binding. Gene Ontology annotation, biological process: proteasome-mediated ubiquitin-dependent protein catabolic process; mitotic G2 DNA damage checkpoint signaling. Gene Ontology annotation, cellular component: nucleus. Bases 340 to 2328 code for a protein of 662 amino acids. Lineage: Eukaryota; Metazoa; Arthropoda; Insecta; Diptera; Psychodidae. The transcript is spliced from 4 exons.